Messenger RNA from Dovyalis caffra, 1620 nucleotides. NCBI's taxonomy places the organism in Eukaryota, Viridiplantae, Streptophyta, Magnoliopsida, Malpighiales, Salicaceae. The record is from the annotation of a GenBank genome assembly.
AUGGUAAACACCACCUCUUGCUCGUCAGUCAAACCAAAGCACCACCAUGGCACCAUCCACAAAAAUACUACUACUAAAAAAGUGCUAUUGCUCAAUGAUAAUGCCAACCCAAACCACCUCCUAACCAAGUCAUUGAACCACCCACCACCCUGGACGAUCCCUCCUUUGCUAUCGUGCGCCAUCUCCCUUAUCCCUCUAAUCUUCCACCACCACCACAACCACAAGAAAACCCACUUUUCCCUUUUCCCUCUUGUACUCCCUCCCCACUCUCCACCAUCAAAACCCCUCAUUUGUGAACUUGCGCCGAUUUUCUUACCUUCACAACGAAAACCCUUAAUCUACACCAGCACCCAUGUCCACACCACCCAACAACGGAUCGCCCUCACCUCCGCCAGAUCUAACCCCCUCCAAGCCACAGCACUACAAGCUCUCCCCGCACCGCCAACGCAACCAUCCACCAAUCCACGGCGUCUGCCACCACCAUGUUGGACCCCAGAUGAAACAGUGGCCUUAAUCGACGCUUACCGUGACAAAUGGUACACGCUCCGCCGCGGUAAUCUCAAAGCAAAUCACUGGCAAGAAGUUGCUGAUGCUGUAGCUCGCCGUUGCCCAGCUGCCUCACCGCCAAAAACCGCUGUGCAGUGCCGCCACAAGAUGGAAAAGCUUCGGAAACGGUACCGGACCGAGAUCCAGAGGGCCCGAUCCAUGCCGGUCUCGAGGUUUUCGUCUUCUUGGGUCCAUUUCAAGAGAAUGGAUGCAAUGGAAAAAGGGCCUCAAGCUAAGGCUGAUUACAAUUCUGAGAGCGAAGGUGAUGAUAAUGACGAUGAUAACGAGGAGGAUGGUGAUAUUCAUGGAUCUUAUUUAGAUAAUUAUAGGAAUGCUAAUAAUGUUAUGAAUACGCGAAGCAUUCAAAAGCUUUACAGGAAUGGGAUUGGGAAUCCAGGUAGCAGUGGUGGUAAUAAUGGAUUAAGUGGUGGAAAUUCUAGUUUGGGUUCGGGUAAUGCCGGUGGGUUUCGAAUUAGAAUACCUACCGGCGUUAGUAUUGCACAGCCGGGACCAAAAUUUUAUGCAAAAGCGGAGCAGAAGUAUGGUGGAAGUCCUAAUAUGGGUGUUAAUGCGAGCCCAAACCCAAACCUGAAGCCUAAUUAUGGAGGUGGGGUAGGGGGUAGUAGUAGAGCUGUGCGGGGGGUAUUGGGAGAUGGGUUUGUUAGAAUGGAGCAAAUGAAGAUGGAAAUGGCUAGAGAGAUGGAGACAAUGAGAAUGGAAAUGGAGAUGAAGCGGACAGAGAUGAUUCUCGAGUCGCAGCAGAGGAUUGUUGAGGCUUUCGCAAAAGCAUUAUCGGAGAAGAAGAAAAGGCCUAAGAGAAUGCCCUCACCCGAAGAUUCGACCCUUGUUGGAAUAGGAAUGACGUUGGUUCAUAACUCGUCUAGUUACUGCCUUUGCUUGCGAAUUGGAUGUCUUCAUUUUAAGCACUUCUUAGCAGACAUCUUUGUGCACGCAUUUCUAGUUGAUGGGUGGAACUUGGAAGGUAGAGAUAUGCGAAAGGCGUUAUAUCUUGAAGCUAGUGUAGUUUGCGAAUGUUUCCCUGGACUUGUUUACCUUGUUAAGGAGUGUGGCUAG